CACCCCCACAAAUCAAAAUUGCCUGCAUUAAUUGAACGAGACGUCAUUCGCUCUUCAGUGGUAUUGCUAUAAACAAGUGAGGGCGGCUUAUACUACGUGUUUUGCUACUUGUGUAAUCAAAGUUUGAAGAUGGUUAAGUUGUCUAAAGCUGGAAUCAAACCGAACUCUGCGUUAAAAGCUGGGCAUCCUCCUGCAGUGAAGGCUGGAGGGAAGAGGGUGGCGAAGAAAAAUAUGGAAGAGAAUGCACCCCCUGAGAAGGAGGUGAAAAGACCUGCAGCAGACAAAUCAAGAUCUGUGACCAUUCUUCCCAAAAUGCAGUCAAUCAGUAUCCUGUUAUCUGGCACUCUCGAAAAGCUGAGUCAUGAUUUUCCAGCUACCCCUGCAAGUGUUCGACAUAACAAACCCAGACCUGCAGUUGAAAAGUUGUACACCCCGAAGAUGUACUUUAUCCAGCAACCUCGCAAGUGCUAAAACAAGAAGUCUGUUCUGUUGUGUGUGUUGGGGGGUGACAAUAGAUGUAGGAGUCUGUUCUCAUAUGUGGGGCUGGGGGAGUGGACUUGUGUGGCUUUGAGUAUUACAUUUAACCAAUAAACACUGUUAAGCUGA
Lepisosteus oculatus (spotted gar) is the source of this 606-nucleotide messenger RNA. RefSeq names its product death associated protein 1b (gene dapl1b.1). Gene Ontology annotation, molecular function: death domain binding. The record is from RefSeq and is a predicted model, not a curated record. Gene Ontology annotation, biological process: negative regulation of autophagy; apoptotic signaling pathway; cellular response to amino acid starvation. Lineage: Eukaryota; Metazoa; Chordata; Actinopteri; Semionotiformes; Lepisosteidae.